GAGGGCUCCUCGGCAAAAAAAAGCUGCCUCUUCCUCUCCCUCCCCCUUCCCACCCUGCCUUCCCCGCUCGCUGGCUCGCUUUUCCCCCCUUCUUUCCUCCCUGUCUCUAAUUUUCUUGACAACUAGAGGAGGCAGCAGGAAUAUUGUACCUGAUGGACAGGAUGACGGAGGACGCGCUGCGCCUGAACCUCUUGAAGCGGAGCUUGGACCAAGCGGAUGAUCGGGACGAUGUCCUGGCCAAGAGGCUGAAGAUGGAGGGACACGAGGCGAUGGAGCGCCUGAAGAUGCUGGCACUGCUGAAGAGGAAGGACCUGUCGGGCAUCGAGGUGCCCCACGAGCUCCCGGUGAAGCAGGACGGUGUGAAAGUCUACGAGGAAAAGCUGAAUGGGAGCCUCAGGCCCCAUGGGGAUGGCAGGACUGCAGGGAGGCCGGGGAAGGAGAACAUUAACGACGAGCCGGUGGAUAUGAGCGCGAGGAGAAGCGACCAGGACAGGGGGCGAUUAACCCCUUCUCCAGAUAUAAUUGUCCUCUCCGACAAUGAGGCGUCCAGUCCCCGGUCCAGCUCUCGCAUGGAAGAAAGACUUAAGGCAGCAAAUCUUGAAAUGUUCAAGGGUAAAAGCAUAGAGGAGCGACAGCAGCUCAUCAAGCAGCUCCGGGAUGAGCUCCGGCUGGAGGAGGCCAGGCUUGUGUUGCUGAAGAAACUGAGACAAAGCCAGCUGCAGAAGGAGAACGUGGUACAGAAGACUCCGGUCGUCCAGAACGCGGCGUCUAUUGUCCAGCCAUCUCCUGCUCACGUGGGACAGCAGGGACUGUCCAAGCUUCCCUCCAGGCCUGGAGCUCAGGGGGUUGAGCCUCAGAACUUAAGGACAUUACAGGGUCACAGUGUCAUUAGGUCUGCCACAAACACGACUCUGCCCCAUAUGCUUAUGUCGCAGCGUGUGAUUGCUCCGAACCCUGCCCAGUUACAAGGGCAGCGCGUUCCUCCUAAGCCUGGCCUCAUCCGCACUACAACUCCAAGCAUGAAUCCAGCCAUCAACUACCAGCCGCAAUCAAGUUCUUCUGUUCCUUGCCAGCGUACGUCGUCUUCAGCCAUCUAUAUGAACCUUGCCUCUCACAUCCAGCCUGGCACUGUGAACAGGGUGUCGUCUCCGCUCCCCAGCCCCAGUGCUCUGAACGACGCCGCCAACUCCCAGGCAGCCGCCAAGCUUGCCCUGCGCAAGCAGCUGGAGAAGACGCUGCUGGAGAUCCCACCCCCGAAGCCGCCCGCGCCCCUGCUUCACUUCCUGCCGAGCGCAGCCAACAGCGAGUUCAUCUACAUGGUGGGGCUGGAGGAGGUGGUACAGAGCGUUAUCGACAGCCAAGGGAAAAGCUGCGCGUCCCUCCUGCGUGUGGAGCCCUUCGUCUGCGCUCAGUGCCGCACCGACUUCACCCCGCACUGGAAGCAGGAGAAAAAUGGCAAGAUCCUGUGCGAGCAGUGCAUGACUUCCAACCAGAAGAAGGCACUGAAGGCAGAGCACACCAACCGGCUGAAGAACGCCUUCGUCAAGGCUUUGCAGCAGGAGCAGGAAAUUGAGCAGAGGCUACAGCAGCAGGCGGCCUUGUCCCCCACUGCGGCUCCUGCCGUCUCCAGCGUCAGCAAGCAGGAGAACAUCAUGAGGCACCACACGCUCCGGCAGGCUCCGCAGCCCCAGAGCACUUUGCAGCGCGGCAUCCCCACCUCUGCCCGCUCCAUGCUCUCCAACUUUGCGCAGGCGCCGCAGCUCUCGGUGGCGGGCGGUCUCCUCGGCAUGCCAGGUGUUAACAUUGCGUACCUGAACGCUGGCAUCGGAGGCCACAAAGCGUCGAGUUUGGCGGACCGGCAGCGGGAAUACCUUUUAGAUAUGAUCCCCCCCCGGUCUAUAUCGCAGUCCAUCAGCGGACAGAAAUAACGCCUGCUGAGCACCCCCCCCCCACCCCCCCAUCCCUUCCUCCCCACCUCCGUCGCAUGCAGUGCCUGUACUGGUGCCUACCGUACAUGGGGAAAAAAAAAGACAAAAAAAAGAAACAAAACGAAACGAAAAAAAAAAACGACAAACAAACAAAACGGAAAAAAAAAAUCCACAAAAAAAAAAAAAAAAAAGAAAGAAAAAACAAAAAAUCCCAUUUCAAACCUUCAGCGACCUGUCCUUUUCCAAACCUUAACUUCUUUGGUUUUCUAUAGCAGUGAGAGGUCACUUCCUUUGCCCGAGGUCAGAACAAUGUCUGCUUGAAGUCAGCACUAUCCAUGUGUUAAAGCUUGUUUUAUGCUAUUUUUUUUGUAAUGACAAAGCAUAGAAUUUUUAAUUGUGUUGUGUUUUUUUGUUUUUUUUUUGUUUUUUUCCCCCCUUUCCUCCUCCUUUGCUAAAUGGAUGGUUAAAACCUUUUUUUUUUUUUUUUUUUUUUUUUUCUCCUUUCCAGAGACUUGUAAAGGGUCAUCCACUUUACAUAAAAGUGACCGGUUUUUUGUUUUCCAAAGGGCAGCCUGGGCUGACUCCCGGGGGAAAAAAAACGGGGGCACAAAGCGCUGCGAUGGGCUUGGAGCCGGGACGGCCGUCCUCGCCGGUAGGGUGCUCGUUUCCCUUUGCUCCCCAGAAGAAGCCAGGAGAGCUGCUCCACGGCCCCCUCCCGGAGGAGGGCAGCCCCCGGCCGCCGUCUCGGGGUCCCCGUGGGGGGGUCUCGAUGUCCCUGCGUGGCUGUGGCCCCCCCCACACACACCCCUCUCAGCCCCCCCCCCCGGGCACGGCUGGGCUGCGGCCGCUGGUGGCAAAACCCCAAAGCGAGGAGAAGCCGCGGAAGUCGUCGGAGAAAUGCUCGAUUUGCACUUAACCUUCACACUAACGGCCCCCCCCCCCACCCCCCCCCCAUCCUCUUCCUCCUCCUCCUCUUCCUCCUCUUCCUCUUCGGCCUCCGCAGAGCAGAAGCGGGCAGCUGGAGCGUGCCCCCCCCCUCCCAAAGCUGCCCCCCCCCCCCAGCGCCGCGAUGGAGCAGACCCCGCAGGCGGCCGCAGGGAGUUCAUCCCCCCCCCCCUGCCCCCCCCCGAGUUGUUUUUUUUUGUGUGUGUGUGUGGUUGAUUUUUUUUUUUAUUUUUAAUAUUUUUUCUUCUUCCUCACCUUAAAAUUUUCUCGUGCAAUUUUCAGCCGCCCGCAGGGAGCCGCUUUUUGGGGGCACCCCCCCCCCGCCCCAUCACCACCCUGGCACCGCGCUGCCGGGGCCAAUUUUGGGACUUGGGGGGGGGGGGGGCCCAACUCCGGGCAGUGCCCCCCCACCCAACCCCAACCAUCUCCCCCUGGUGCCCCCCCCUCAAUUCGAUGAGCACUUACUCCCCGAGGGGUGUGGGCGCCCCAAACCCCCCGCCCGGGGCCCUCCAGAAGCAAAAGGAUUUUUUUUUUUUGGGGGGGGGGGACACUAGUGAAGCGUAGUGGCAUGUAUAUAUAUAUAUAACCUAUAUAUAUAUACACGUUUUUUGUGUGUGUUCUUUUUUGUUUGUUUUUUACUCUCUUUUAGCUGGCUUGGCCCCCCCCCCUCCCAAAUCCCCCCCCCCGGGACCCCCCGGGUUCCUCCCCAACCUCUCCCCUUUUUUCUGGCCCGGGGGGGGGCUGUGCCCGCUUGGCCUUUCCCCUUGGAUCCAGCUGAGACUUUUUGGGGUUUCAUCGCCCCCCCCCCCCCCACAGACCCCCCCCCCCCCAGCCCUCGUUUAAGUGCCAUUGUCCCCAAUCAGGUGUUGCCGAGAGGUACGAGGUGACCCGGGCGCAUUGGUUGAGAUGAAAUUUUAAAAAUUUAAGGAAAGAAAGAAAAAAAAAAAAAAAAGUGCAAUACUUCGGAGAUGAGUCUCUGCCGCCGGGGGGGGGGGGUUCGGGGUGGGGGGGGGCACAGCGUCCCGCUGCGGGGCAGGGCUGGCGGCUUCAUGGUGCUAAGGGAAAUUUGGGGAGGGUCCCGGCCCCGCUCCAGCCCCCCCCCGGGGGUCCUGGCCCCCCCCCGGCCCCCCCGUUGGAUGCGCAGCUCCCGGUUUGCUUUCGUCUUGACCACCGCGUGCGAGCCCCCCCCCCCCGGCCCCCCCUGCACCCCCCCUGGAUGUGAUGUACGGUAGAAAAUCGUCAUUUCUUCCUUUUUUUUUGUUGUUUUUCUUUUUUUUUCCUGUUUUUUUGGAUACAGAACUAAGGAUUUCUUCCCGCUUUUGUUAGCUUUUCUUUUACCGCUAGGUGUAGAGCCGCUUGUGAAAAAAAAAAAUGCUUAUUGGGGUUUUAUUUUUAUUUUUUAUUUUUUUUUUGGUUCCUCCAAAGGCGUAACCCCCCCCCCCCAACCUCUAACCUCCCCCCCUCAUCGCCCCCCACCCUCCCCACCCCGACGAGAUCUUAAUUAGCUUAUGGUAUUGCUGCCGAAAUGUUAUAACAAGGACUCAUUCGUGUAUAUAAGCUAUUUCUUGACACAUUAAAAAAAGAAAAAAGAAAAAAAAAAUGAAAAAAAAAAAAUUGUACAUUGUGUAGAAAAAAAAAAAAA
Anas platyrhynchos (mallard) is the source of this 4515-nucleotide messenger RNA. It is a transcript of the gene GATAD2B, whose product is annotated as GATA zinc finger domain containing 2B. The record is from RefSeq and is a predicted model, not a curated record. NCBI's taxonomy places the organism in Eukaryota, Metazoa, Chordata, Aves, Anseriformes, Anatidae. Gene Ontology annotation, biological process: negative regulation of transcription by RNA polymerase II. Gene Ontology annotation, molecular function: zinc ion binding; sequence-specific DNA binding. Gene Ontology annotation, cellular component: NuRD complex.